GAAACCUUUUUUUUUAACCAAUCACGUUCAGAGAACUCUGUCUUCAAUAUAUUCCUCCCCCUGUACCUCCCUCCCAGAGCUAACUCUCUAAUCAUAGUAAAUGCAUGCUCCAAACUUUUCCAAAGCCUAACAUUUAAAGAUCUGUCUUUACACGGUUGCUUCAUUACUCUCCUUUUUUUUUCCGGCGAAGAGAUGUCGAGUUCCGGCCAGAAAUCCAGCAGGGCAGCUGAGAGGUCCAGUUUCGUCAAUAUGUUGAGUCAGUACUUGAAGGAGAAGAGGAAUAUGGGAGAUCUUGCAGGCGGAAAUAUGGCUGCCAAAUUAGAAGCUAAAGGUUUGCCGGUGACGACGAUGAAUUUGUUGCGUGAUGUGGAAAAUUCUACUGAGAAUUCAAGACCGAAAGCCACUGCCUCGGCGUCUAAUGUCAAGCCUUCCGAUUUCUUCUCGAAUGUUUCCGGUGCCGGUAACUUCGGUUCGAUGGAAGAGGCUGCUAACAGGACUGAUUUCAGGAAGCCGGAAACGACAGAGAUGUUAAAAACUGCGCCGCUGACCAUAUUUUUCGCCGGACAGGUGCUCGUAUACAACGAUUUUCCUGCCGAAAAGGUGCAGGAGAUCAUGGCCUUGGCCGGCCAAGUAUGCUCCAGUAUCUCCACCGGUUUUGUUUCCGAUAUCGAAACAUCCGGCCAGAAACUGAAUCCUAAAAAUACCGAGACAAAUAUUCCUGACUUGAACAUUGCCUCCACCUCUGGAAGCAGUCCAGUAGCCGAACAACCAUCCGUUGACCGGACUCAAUCUAUCGGUUCAGAUUUACAGAUUGCAAAAAUAAAUUCGUUUCUGGGCCAAACGGCAAAAAAUUCGCUACACAGAUUCUUCGAGAAGAGGAAAGACAGGGCAACAGCAAGAGCACCAUACAACGUUCAGAACCGCCGCGGAUCUCCUCCUCCGAAACCAGAUGAAGGGAAUUCAUCGCAUCAAGAUGAAGGUCAAUCAUCAAAAGAAGGAUUAAAAGAUCUUGAUCUUAAGUUAUAGUAGCUAGAAAAAGAAAAAGAAAAAAAAAACAGAUUCUAACUAAUCUCUGGAGAGACCGUAGGAAGCCAGGUUCUCGCUAGUCCCCUGUGGCAUGGAUGACUUGUGAUUAAACGGGCUGGAAUUACAGCGAAAAAAACUAAUCUUGGUCUUCAUACAUGCGUCUAUUAUUAUUAUUUUUAUUUUGUGUAUAUUUAAUUUUGCUGUAAUUUAAGGGAGCUGUGAUUCUUUCAAGCAUGUUUGAGUAAAUUUGAAAGAGCUUAAAUUCUCAUUCAGAAUUCGUCUUGUAUUUUCAUUUGGAUAGAAGUUAGUUGAUUUCU
Messenger RNA from Rubroshorea leprosula, 1343 nucleotides. NCBI's taxonomy places the organism in Eukaryota, Viridiplantae, Streptophyta, Magnoliopsida, Malvales, Dipterocarpaceae. The record is from the annotation of a GenBank genome assembly.